CCGAGGUUGGCGGCGGUCAAUGAGUUAUAAUUGCCUGAGGUUCUGUUAGUCAGCAAAGGUCAAACAAGUGGAGGCUAUCCAAACAUGCCGGCUUCCCAAGAAUGACAUAUUGAAAAUCAAUUGAUACGCAACAAAAUGUUUGCCCUCAGGAGAAAGGCGGUUCAAUCUGCCGACCGAGUUGGAAAAGUAACUACUCGAGUUUCGCGACGAUGGGCAUCUGCAGAGCAUGGAAAGGCUGGUCAUGAUUCCCACCAUUCCGCUGGAUCAAGUACAGAACAUGGGCAUCAUGGUCCAAAAAACGAGUCGUUCGGAGUGAGCUUGGAAUAUUCCAUUUGUAAAUUCUAUUACUAAUGAACAUAUAGAAUGGGUUCUUUGUUGUUCUCGCGGCUAUCCCCAUCUCGAUCGGAGUGUAUCAAUACGCCCAACCAUCUGCCGAUGGAACUCCCUCCGGCCUUACGAAGCUGAUUGACAGCUAUUCAUACUACACGGAGAAAUGGGCCGCGAGAAAUGCCCUACACGUUUCUAUGCUCGAACAGGCUGCUUUCGACCGCAACCUUUUUCAGAGUGAUACAGGCAGUGCGCAUGUCAAUCUAAGAUUCCCCGAGUUGGUCUUCACAUCCCCUUUACCUUCGCUCAAGGGCUAAUUCCCCUAUAGACAAUUUAAUACAGGAUCCCCUUGGAACGUACCAGCAGGUCAUAGAGCUAGAGACAUGGAACAGUUGGUAGCGCAUUAUGAGAAGUUCAACAAGGAAAACGAAGAUAAGAAGCGUUGAAGACCGAAUUACAAAAAUACCCGUACAUAUCGCUUUAAAGGGAGUCUCUCAUUGUAUAAAGUUUACCUAUAUUUAUGGUUGCCAAGUUGGUGAUCAAAUUCUGUGCAAUCAUGAGAUCAUAAUUACACCCGGCGGCCGAGUGGGACGUUAUGUUUUGAGCGCAGCCAUAUUACGUUGCAGAAGCUUACCGGAAUUCCUGAAGAAGGCGUAAGAGCCCGUGAACUAGAGCCA
Sclerotinia trifoliorum is the source of this 1004-nucleotide messenger RNA. Lineage: Eukaryota; Fungi; Ascomycota; Leotiomycetes; Helotiales; Sclerotiniaceae. The record is from the annotation of a GenBank genome assembly.